AUGGCAUCCAUUCCAGUUACCAAGCGCUGUUUGAGAAAAAGAUGGUCGUUUCUUCAUCAUUAUCCUGGCUCUACAAGUCUGAUGAAUGAGCAACGUUGCUAUGGAACGAAGAAUGACUACAGAAUCACUUCUGGUGCUCCUCCUCCUCCUCCUCGUUCUGAACACAACAAGAUUCGUCUUGGCGCCGCGAGUCAUUGUCGAUGGAAGAGCUACGACUCCAAGAACGGUUUGCCGCCCCAGAACAUUCACAAGGAGAAUCCAUUUGAUAUUCUUGGAAUCCCAAAGACUUCAACUUAUGAAACUGUCAAGCGUCGGUUUCUCGAAUUGGCAUUGGAAACCCAUCCAGAUGUUGUGAAUCAGUCUGCUGACGGAGGAGACAAUUCAGCAUCCAAAGAUCCACAACAGCUUGUAGAUGAGUUUGUAAAAUUACGUCAAGCCUUUGAAGCCAUUCGAGAAAAUUCUGAUGGGAGUACCGGAGUGGUAGGAGAUUCCGAGGCUUCAUCCUGGUCCGAUGAAAGCUUUCAAGCUUGGUUUCACAACGAAACUGGACACAGUGAUGUCAUGUUCAAUAUGGAUCUGCAAACACGAAAAGAAGUAGCAGAAGUAGCCUCCCAAGCUCAAGGAGGGCUGGAUCAUGGAGGAAUGUGGGAAAUGGCACGUGCCAUGGCAGAGCAACAAAAGAAUAUGGGAAACCUCAAAAAGAAACAUGCAGCCAAUCAAACACAGCGGGUAGAAGCGGGGAGCAAUGAUAAUGACAGCCAACGACGGCGUAGACGUCGAAAGUGA
Messenger RNA from Cylindrotheca closterium, 786 nucleotides. Lineage: Eukaryota; Bacillariophyta; Bacillariophyceae; Bacillariales; Bacillariaceae. The record is from the annotation of a GenBank genome assembly.